Molecule: messenger RNA, 4486 nt
Organism: Thunnus maccoyii (southern bluefin tuna)
Lineage: Eukaryota; Metazoa; Chordata; Actinopteri; Scombriformes; Scombridae
Gene: dpf2
Product: D4, zinc and double PHD fingers family 2
Exons: 11
Coding region: 101-1300 (399 amino acids)
Biological process (GO): nervous system development
Cellular component (GO): nBAF complex
Source: RefSeq, a predicted model, not a curated record
GGGGAGCUGGGUGUCACCUUUUCCUGCUCUAUCUGCCUACAAGUCCUUACGCAGGGCACACAUUACCCGGCAGCCACUCUCCCCCGUGUAUUCAAGCAAGAUGGCAGCUGUUGUUGAGAAUGUUGUCAAACUGUUGGGAGAGCAGUACUACAGAGAUGCCAUGGAGCAAUGUCAUAACUACAAUGCCAGGCUCUGUGCUGAGAGGAGUGUCCGCAUGCCGUUCCUCGACUCUCAGACUGGUGUGGCUCAGAGCAACUGCUACAUUUGGAUGGAGAAGAGACACAGGGGACCAGGCAUGGCUCCAGGGCAGCUCUACACCUACCCAUCCAGGAGGUGGAGGAAGAAACGGAGAUCUCAUCCUCCAGAGGACCCCCGGCUUAUCUUCCCCCCUGUCAAGUCAGAGUUAGAUUUAGGACUGAAGAAGGAUGCUCUGUUGUCGUCGGAUGGCAGCAGCCUGGAGGCCCUGCUGAAGGGGGAUUCCCUGGAGAAACGCACACCCGCAGACAUCCGAGGGUCUGAAGAAGAUUCCAACCUCAGCGAUUACACCGGAGGUCUGAACCCUGCUGCCCGGAUUAGAAAGAGGAUCCUCGAGCCAGACGACUUCAUGGAUGACCUGGAUGACGAAGACUACGAGGAAGACACGCCUAAAAGGAGAGGCAAAGGGAAGGGGAAGGGUCGAGGAGUGGGCAGCAGCAGGAAGAAGCUGGAUACAGCAGCACUGGAGGACAGAGACAAGCCGUACGCCUGUGACAUCUGUGGGAAGCGCUACAAGAACCGUCCUGGUCUGAGCUACCACUACGCCCACUCCCACCUGGCCGAGGAGGAAGGCGAGGAGAAGGAAGAGGUAGAGAUCAACGAGCCCGCCCCGCCGCCGCCCGAGGAGCCUAAAACUCCAAAGAAAGGCCCAGACGGUCUGGCGUUGCCUAAUAAUUACUGUGAUUUCUGCCUGGGAGACUCCAAAACCAACCACAAGACUGGCCAGUCAGAAGAGCUGGUGUCCUGCUCCGACUGUGGACGCUCAGGCCACCCCUCCUGCCUGCAGUUCACUCCUGUAAUGAUGGCUGCUGUGAAGACAUACCGGUGGCAGUGCAUAGAGUGCAAGUGUUGCAACAUGUGCGGCACCUCAGAGAAUGAUGAUCAGCUUCUGUUCUGUGAUGACUGUGAUAGAGGCUAUCACAUGUACUGUCUCAACCCACCCAUGUCUGAACCUCCAGAGGGAAGCUGGAGUUGUCAUCUAUGUCUGGACCUUUUGAAAGACAAGGCAUCCAUAUAUCAGAACCAGAACGCCCCACCGUCGUGAUGGCCGCUCCUCCUGCACACACUCUUCACUCAGCCAUCCCACAGCAGUAUGCUUACCCUUCAAAACAGAUGAUAUACACCCCCCUGACAAGCUGACCUCGGAGGGAGUGUGUUCAGAAGAGGUGAUUAAAUUGUAAAAUUGUAAAAAAGGGAAGUAUACCUUACCAAACUGGCCUCACUUCGCUUCAGAUAUGACUGUUACACAGUUCCAAGCUCUGAUUCAGCCCCAUAGAUUUUUAUGUUCAACUCUUUGCCGCAUAGCCAAUUUGAGAUACACAGCAUAAACAGCCAAAUUAUCACUUCCUGUUCAGCUUUUUUACACAUACACCUACACAAAGUUGCUCAAACCUUGUCUUUAUCCUGCAAUGUACUGAUUUUAUGACUAGAGCAGAAAUAGAGCUCGCUGGAAUCAAGUAGCAUGCCAAUGCUUGCUCAUCGUUAAAAAAUAGACAUUUUAUAAUAUUUAUAUAUUUCUAUGGUAUAAAAUAGUGUUAAGUAUGUAUAAAUUGGAAAGAGAAUGGUCCUGUAAUGGUCUUUUUUAUUAGUGCCCAUCUCAUCAUUAUGGAAAAAAUUCCACAACCAUGUGUUCUUUUAUGGCACUACUGAUAUUUGGUGAUUCAUUUGAUAGAGUCAAAGGGAUCCGCUGAGACUAUAAAUGAUUUUUCAUCUCAUCCACUGCCACCGGUCACACACCGGCUCACUCAGAAACUUGACAAAAACAGGAACUAUGACUAUAAAUCCUGGCAUGCUUGUCAAAAUGGCUCCAAAGGCUGAAUGACUUCAGGGACGGCAGGUCAGAUUUCAGUCGCUCCAGUUAUGCCAGUGGCUAACGAGCUGCACAGAGCUCAGGAAAAUGCCUGAGGACAUACUGAUGACGUGUUUCAUUCAGGCUCUGGGGCCUUUUUGACAAAUGUGUCUGCUCCUCAUUCUGGUCCUGACGACUGCAGCGACACAACGCAGACAUGAUGCUGAAACUUUCAUUGGAAAAACUGUCUUCAAGCUGCACACCAGGGGCCAGAUGCAUAAAGUUCAGUGUAGAUUCAUGAUUAAAACUGUGUUUACGCACAAAGCGAGAAAUAUGCAUGGGGUGUGUACACAUGGUUCUGUUGUAGAAAUCUCAUAUGCUCCCUGCUCCACCAGUCUUCAGACCUUUCAGUGAAACAAACGGCAAAGAAAUAGUGCAGUGUCACUGAUUGUGUUGCACCGGUGAGGUUCUCCGACAACCAGAACAGCUGUCAUUACGCACGGUUGUGCAGCUAUAGCAUCCCUAUCAUUAAUUCAUCACAUAGACCUGUAAACCAUCGUCGGCAGUGAUAUCUCUCCAUAAUUUUCAGUGAUAUAAUCAAUGAUUAGUUUGCAGUGAUCAUAUUGAAACAGACUGUACAGGUGUGUCCCAGUUAAGGAGUAAAAAAAGAGCGAAAUGAAGCCUCCUAUGUAAAUUAGAAGAAUGAUAAAAUUGAUCACACAAAAGUAAUUUAUCUAUAUUUAGUUUAUAAAUGCACCUUUGCACCUUUUUACAAAUCGCCAUGCAAACGCAUAAAAAUCACACAGUACAGUUGAUUAACAACUUAAAUAAACAAUGUUUUAUUUAGAUUGCGUCUCUCACCGUAUUUUUUUCAUUUCCACCUUCAUAUGACCCGCAGCUGGUUCUGGAAAUACAUGUGUACACCUGAAGUGUGUAUGGAGUGGGCACAUUGUCAUCGCAAAGUCUGUUUUUAGAAAUACCAGUUUAUGUGUGGGAAAUGGCGUAUGUAUGGUUUUUGUGCGUAUGCAUAGUUUAUACAUCUGGCCCUAGGUCUUUUUUUGACAGAUGACAUAAUGGUAUGAAGAUAAUGAUGAUGAUGAUGAUUCUUCCAGUCAAAUCAAAAACUAAUCCGACUUGCAUUACCAGCCAGGUAAAGGGAUUAAAAACCCUUCAUCGCUGUGUUCUAGUAGUUUGCUGAUCAUGCACCAUAUUCAGCAUCUGCUGAUGUUGUGACACCACUAGAUUAUUUUAAUGUAAUUGAGGACUAUGCGACCUUGCAAAUGGUCACUUGCUGACAAUGUUAAAGCAAUAUAAGAGCUCCCGUAGGAUGCUGGGAUGACAGGGACUCAUGGCAGAGCCUGUUUACGCUCUGUUGCCUGAUAAUGUGCGAUACUGUAAAAUGCUAUUACAGACCUGGGACUGUGGCAACGAUUAUGGAUGGCUCCAUAUAGUAGAAAAGAGUUUAUAAUGUGUAUGUGUUUAGUCCUAUGACGAGGCGGCUCUUUUUGUCACUGCUUUUAUUGUUUUAUUAUGCAAUGGUUUCCUUCUGUGGCAAGGCUAACAGAAAAUGUCUGGCUGAACUGCUAAAGCAGUGACUUUACCUCAAACAGAAACAGUAUUUAAAGGGUUGAAACAUGCUGUAGAUAGAUGGGACAAAGGCAGAGGGAUACAUAGUAAUGACAGCUGCAGUUCCUGCUUCAAUGACUGCAUAUUCUACAGUUAAACAAGUGCAUGCUCAGUAAUUGUCUGCACUCUCAUAUACUUCAUAGUCGUCUCAGCAUUAGGUUGGCAAAGGUGUUGGGAAGUGGUGUAAUAUAAAUUAACCAUGCUAUCAUGUCGUUUCAAUAGCCAACUAACAAUUACUAAAGCAUUACACGAGUAUAACUUGGUUUAUUUUCUCAUCACGUUUUAAACUUACUGUUAUUUAGAGACAGUGGCUACUAGAAUAUUUUUGCUGGUUGUUUUUGUAUUCAUCGAUGGUGUUUGCGUACCUGAUGUGUGGGACAUUUGGGGACUUAAGUGGAAGUUGCUCUCUAGUUAAUCCAGUGAUCCCGGCGUCAACUGAGCCGCUCUCUUCCAAAGCUCGAAACAAGAAGCAAAGCCCAUAAUGUGAUUAAGAGGCAAAUUCUGGAGCUGCACCAUCAACAGAGUGGUUAAGUAAUGAUGGACCCAUUAUCCACCUUCCAGGCUGCACCCAGAGGAAAGCCAUAAACAAGGAAGUUUACCUGUUGGCUGUCAUGUUAUUUUAUUCAUAUCAGAUUAUGGUUUUCUGGUUUCAAGCUUUGGGAGAGAAUCGUUCAUAACAAAUUCAUGUUUGAACCAAGAUCAUAGGUUUACAAAGUAGGUGAAUUCUCUUAGGGUGAACUUUCAUUUGGAUUGUGAUGGAAUGUUUUAUUGUAUGAAAUCUGUCUUCAGGAAAAUAAACUACUAGGCACUAUAACA